Molecule: messenger RNA, 1031 nt
Organism: Puccinia graminis f. sp. tritici CRL 75-36-700-3
Lineage: Eukaryota; Fungi; Basidiomycota; Pucciniomycetes; Pucciniales; Pucciniaceae
Exons: 5
Coding region: 30-905 (291 amino acids)
Biological process (GO): tetrahydrofolate interconversion; folic acid-containing compound biosynthetic process
Cellular component (GO): mitochondrion
Molecular function (GO): 5-formyltetrahydrofolate cyclo-ligase activity
Source: RefSeq, a predicted model, not a curated record
CCGGGCCGGGAGAGUCUGAAGACGAGAACAUGUUGGGCAGGGCAGUCUGUCAGAUCAGGGGAACUAUGAUGGCCAAUCCGCCAUCGGCCGCUUGGUUUUCUUCUUCUGCUGCUACCCACUCCAGCAGCAAAUCAAAAUCAACUGCUUAUCAGCCUCCGCCUUCGAUGGGCCGUCAGAAACUACUCAUCCGUCGUCAGGUCCAAGAAGUCCUUAAGGAAAUCACGUCCGAAUCCUUGGUCCAUCAAGGCGAGGAAGUCUUGAAGCACUUGAAGAGCUUUAAUCAUUAUGUCGAUUCAGAUCGAGUGAGUUGUUACAAGUCGAUGAGCUCAGCCGAAUUACCGACGGAUUCGAUUAUCAAAAACUUGCUAGAAAACAAAAAGAAAUUGUUUCUGCCCUACAUCCAUUCUCCCUCCGAGCCAGCCGAUCCGAAAAAGACUGGCGCACAUCGAAUGGAGAUGUUGGAAUUAAAGAGUUGGGCCGACUUCCAAACUGGCUUAGUGCCCGUCUCCUUUUCCUCUUCAUCCUCUUCUCCACAAGUAUUUCAAUUCGAUCCUGCUAAGAUCGCAGGUCUUGAAAAUGCUCUCCCCGAGGGACUAGACUUGAUUUUACUACCAGGCUUGGCUUUCGAUCGAUUCGGGAAUCGACUCGGCCGUGGAAAAGGAUACUACGACGAAUAUCUCAACGCGUAUCCCUCGGUCGCAUCCAGACCUUCAAUCACUAAUUACCCCGAUCACCUGACGGAAAAACAGCAAUCGGAAAAAUCAACCCGGAGAUGGCCGAUCCUGGUCGGUAUGUGUCUCAGAGAACAACUUUUGCCGGAAAAAGAAUAUAUACCCACUCAGGCCCAUGACCGAAGAAUAGAUUAUUUAAUCUCGCCUGACGGAGUACUUUCUCUUGCUAGGUAGAGCCCCAACUUUCGUCAACUAGUAUCCAUACAUACUCUGAUUGAUCAACUUGAGCUGUCUCUAGAUAAAAUGCUUGUUCGACUCUCUCAAAUUUUAACCCUGAUUUGAAUGCACACUUCCUGCGCC